GUGUGUCUGCUUCAUCCACUCAUCCAGUUCAUCUGUUCUAAAUCAGAGGCACUCAGUCACGGCUAACAAACGUCACAUGCAUCGAUCAGAGCCCGUGAGAGUGAGAAAUGGAAGUGUCCUAGCGGCCCCGGGCAUGAGGCAGAGGCUGUUUUGAUUUGGAUUUGGACAUCCGAAAACGACAUCAACAUGUUGGAAGGCUUAGCCACAUGGUUCCUGAACAACUACUUGGGCAAAUACCUCCAAAACCUCAACACCGACCAGUUGUCCAUCGCUUUGCUCUCAGGUCAAGUCGAGUUGGAGAAUGUGCCCUUGAGGUCGGAUGCCUUGCGAUUCUUGAACUCCUCCCUCGAGGUGCGAUCUGGAUUGGUGGGCAAGAUUUCGCUGCGCAUCCCCGUCUCCAGGAUCCGAUCGGAACGUUGGAGCAUCUCCUUGGAGCAAGUCUACAUUGUCACGGGACCACAACGGUUUGAGACGUUCGAUCCCAGCCAAGACGAUCAAUUGAACCAGGAGCUGAAGCUCUCGGCCCUCGAUGGGAUUGAGGCUGAAUGGCGGGUUCAACACGACCAUCAACGCACCGGCGGCAACUAUUAUCCCUCCUACUCCUCUUGGAUGUCCUAUGGCACCUCCUUCAUCGGCAACAUUGUGGAGAAUCUCCAGAUCCAGAUCCGGGAUGUGCACAUUCGGUAUGAGGACGACAUAUCCUGUCCCGAACGACCCUUUGCGUGCGGUUUCCAUUUGGGCUCGCUCUCAGCCCAAGCCUGCGAUGAGAAUGGCGUGCCCAAGUUUGUGCACCGCGAUCCACGCUCCGCCAUGGCCUUGAAAUUGGUUGAGCUCAAUGAUAUGUCGGCCUACUUGAUAUCAUUGACCCAAAGAUCGGACUUAUAUGGGAACCUAAGUCCGGAGGCCAUGAAAGAGAAGAUGGGCUUCAACCCGAAUUCCACGCACGAAUUCAUCCUGAAUCCCGUGUCAGCUCAAGCCAAAUUGAAGCGGGAUUGCUCUGAGCGACCUUUGAAUUCCCGGAAGACUCCCCGAGUGGUUUGCGAUCUCGAGUUGGAUUGCAUCCCGUUGGAGAUCACGGACGAGCAAUACCAAUGUCUGAUCACGGGUGGACGGUCGUUGCAUCAGUUGCACAAAAACAGGCUGUUUUGGAAGUGGCGGCCUUGUGAACCCGUUCACAAUCACGCCGGAAUUUGGUGGCGGUACGCGAUUGCUUGUCAUAUGGAGAGAAUCCGCGAUCGAAAUCACGUUGCUCAAUGGUCGACGGUCUUGGAAAAAGCGUCCGAAAAUGUGCUCUAUGUGGAAGCGUUCAAAUCGUAUCUGGUGAAUCCCGUGAACUUAAGUGCCGAACUGAAGGCGGUCAAGGAUGAGCAAGACGAAAAGCGGUCCUUUGAAGAGCUCAAGGCCCUUCGGAAUCUGGCUGUUUUUCAACUGAAACAAAUGACAGGCGGUUUAGACGAGAGACCCGGAUCCCGAGAUGACAACUUUUUCGUGGAUGACGACUCUCCGGAAGAGCCCAUUGCUCAAGCUCCUUCAUUGCUCCAGCAAUAUUUCCCAUCUUGGUAUUCGAGCUCCGAGGCCGCCGAUACUGAAAUCACGGAGAAAGUCGACGAAUCCAUUCGUUCUUCUCACGCCGCGGGGUUGGAUGCCAGUAUCAGUCCAUUGGAGGAAGAGUUCAUCGAAGGAUUGGCCGACGAUAUUCACAUUGUGCCUUACAAGGAUCUCAUCUUUGCCCAAAUCAACUUCGUCCUCAAGCGCGGGUCCUUCAAGCUCUUCUCCAAGCGCAGCAUAUACGAGUCCUUGCCUCGGCAUGACGAAAAAGGCAAUCAUCUCCUGUUUGAAUUGGAGUUCAACACCGUGAAACUGAAUUGUGAAACCCGACCUCGGACUCGAUCGUACAAGUUCGCCUUGUCUUUGGGUGGAAUGUACCUGCGGGACAUGAUCACCAAGGAAUCCAUUUUCCCGCUAUUGAUAUCACCCCUGAACGAAGAAGGUGCUCCCCUGAAUUCACGGGCUUCCACUUGUCUGCGCAAUUUCGAAGGCAUUGCCAAAUCGUUUCAGAGCUUCCUCCCCAAGUCUGCCAGCAAAGCGACCCAAGAGACCCCUCUGUUCCUCUUUCAUUAUGAGACUCGGCCAUUUGGCACCAAGAAAGUGGAUGGGAAGUUGCACAUCUCAUCCCAACCACUGAAUAUCGUGUACAAUCCGGCCGUGUUGUACUGUCUCUCCGAGUUCUUCAAGAUCCCGGAUGAGUUGAAUCGAAGUGCUCAAUUGUCGGCCAAAUUGAGAUCGGCCGCAUACAUUCGGAUCGAGGAGGCCAAGCAAAAGACCAAAGAGGAAUUCCUCAAGAGCCUGCAUUCCAUUCUCGACGGUCAUAAUUCGGGACGCCGGAAUUGGGAUAUUUUGUGCGAGCUUUCGGCCCCUCAAAUUAUCAUUCCGGAACACUUUGUGAAUAAAGAGGCUCUGAUCAUGGUGAUUGAUCUGGGCAAAUUUCACUUUUCCAAUGACAAAGGUCCUCAAGGUGGGAUGAGCGACAAGAGCGCCCCCGAGGAUCAGGUCAAAGCGAAUGAAGGUGAGGACGAAGAGGACGAGGAAUUUUGCACGCCCGCCAGCAGUCCCGGAAGUCCCUUGCAACAACCCGCCAAGGCCUCGACUGAGCAGGAUUUUAAUAAGCUCGAUCCGGACUUGAUGGAAUCGACGGUCAUGAGUAAGAUGUACGACCGCUUCACCAUGAGUAUGAAGGGCAUGCAAGUCAUCAUCGGACGAGUCAAGGAUAAUUGGAGAUCUGCCCAUCUUAGAGGAUCCUCCUUGCUCCAUGUUCUCGACAAGUUCAGCAUCAGUUUGAUGAUAGACAUCCGGGUCGUGGCGGCCAAUGACCCCCAAAUGCCAAGUUUCGUGAUAUCGGGCACUCUGCCCAAAUUGAACAUGCACGUGAAUGAGGACAAGAUCCACUCCUUGGAGCGAAUGACACGGCUUCUGAUUCUGGGAGACGCAGAGCAGGAGGAGACGUCUAAAAUGUCCGCGGCUUGUCAAACCGACGACUUACUGGACACGCCCAUGAGCUCUCCAAAUGAGGAGGAGGAGAUAGGCAAUCUGUUCUCAGACUGGAACUCGAAGACUUCAGAAGUGAACCCGGCCUCCACUCUUCUGCUAAUCCAGUUUUGUGUCUCAGACUUGGCCGUCGAGCUUCAAUCCCAAGGGAAGAGCAUCGUUGAGCUCCAAGUGACCGGAGUGAAGGCAUGCCUCACCAAACGACCUUUCGACACGAACAUCACCUUGUCCGUAAUGAGUCUGUUGGUGGUGGACGCCUUACAGACCUUCGGGCGUGACUUUGAGCUCCUCGUGGCCAGUCAUCGCCAUGUCAUGGUUGAUAGCUUGAGCGGGAGUUUGCGGGGUAGCGAACCGGUCUCACCCAUGUCCCCGAGCUCGCCCGAUCCUCAUCACCGAUCGCUCGAGGAAUCGGCCUUGGACAUCAAGAGAGUGUUGAGCUCGCUUCAAUCGCGCGAUAAACGGGCCACAUCACCGCCGGUCAAGUAUCCACAUUCGCCGAGGCAUAUGACCUCUCCGCCAAGCUUCGUUUCGCCUCAUUCGAAUCGACGGCAGGUCCAUUGUUCUCCCUCAAGUGUGGGAUUGGAGACUAGCACGGAAGCAGAGGCUUUAAUCAUGGUGGACAUACUGAUUAUCAGUCCUAACUGUCCUAACAUCGAUCCGGAUGAAUACGGCAACCGCGAGCGUCAUCAGAUUGUGUCCAUCCAUUUCAAUUCGUUGGAUGUGAUCGCCAAUCAAGAGACAAUCAUCGAACUCUUGGCCUUCUUCAAACGUGUCUUACCUUCAGUGGGUCGGCCUUCCAGAAAUCGGCGCACAGUACCCACCACGUCAGAUUGCGCUUGUCAAACUGAGGGAUCCGUAAAUAGAUUCGGAAGCCUUACUUGUCUCGAUUCUACGAAUCCGUCCAAAACGGCUACGAUAUCGGCAUUUAGUACGCCGAACAUAUUUCAUGAAAGCAACGCCUUCGAAAGCUCGAAAAUUGAAACCCGGUUGGAGCUCCGGGCGGACUUCCAAAGGCUAAAUAUUCUGCUUCUUCGAGCCAAAACGGGCAAGAGGAUCGGCACUUUUCUAUUGACCGAGGCCAGCAUCCAUUCCGUUUUGUCCAAGGCAAUCAAUGUUUCCGGAUCCUUGGGAGGGAUGCAGGUCAUGAAUCUGUUGUCCGGAUCCACGCUUCAUCAAAAGAUCAUAUCCGUGGGCAAAGACCCGAUGAUUGACGAUAGCAACAAGGGCUUCAUUCACGCGCAAAUUUACGCCUUGGGUGAGGGCAACGAAGAGAAAAAAGCCUUGACCUUUUCCAUCUCUCAAAGAACAGAUUGCGCCUCAGGAUUCCAAAGCUACUUGGGAACGCCCAUGAAGGAGAGCACGAGCUUCCAGGCGACGAAUUCAAUGGCGUCAGACCGUCUCAAUAUCGACUUGAACAUCAAGAUGGCCGCCGUUUGUUACGUGCACUCGGCUUCUUUCCUCAACGAAUUGAAUUCUUGUGCCACGGACUUCAAACUGUACAUCAGCAAUCUAGCCCACUCCAUUCGUAUGGCAGCGACUGAGAUCGCCUUAGGGAUCGUUCAUCGCCGAUCCGAGGCCAUCAGUCAUCAAGCCACCAUGGACGAGUAUUUUGGUACCCUUCCCAAGGCCAAAGGAGGAGCCAGUUUCCAAGCUCCAGAUUAUUAUCCCAGUCUCGAGCGGGGUGCCCGAAUCACGGCACCCGCUCCCACGCCAAGACACGAGUCCAAAGCCAACUAUGAAUUUGAUUUGCACUUGGACAUGGUGAUGGAAUCGCCUGUUAUUGUCAUACCUCGCCAAGAAUGGAGUUUCGAAGUCCUCGUGGCUCAUUUGGGCGAGAUCUCGGUGAGUAAUGAGAUCAUUCAGGGCUAUGCACUUCAGGAUGAGGUUGGCUUGCCCCAUGAUACCCAAAGAGCGGAUCGGGUCGAGGUCACGGUCACGGAUAUGAGCCUUCACAGUUUGAAUCUGACUGAAAAGUACGCCAGGUAUGCCAAAGACCCUUUGAAUCUCCUGAGUCAAUUCCGACACCUCCUGGCUCAAGAACUCUAUGCGUGUAAAUCCAAAGGGGCCCUGCCCAUUUGGCACGAUACGGCCAUUGACUUACGAAUCGAUCGGAUUGAGAGAUUCAAUUCCAAGAUGCCCGAAUCUGAGAGCUUUCAAUCAUUUCAAUUCCACGGUUCUGAGCAUUUUUCAGAGUCCGGAUUCAGGAACAACUCAAGCUCAGAGAGCGUUUUCCACGUGAAAGGGAAAGUGACGAACCCGUUGAAGUUGUCGCUCUACCGUUCGCAAUACGAAUUGUUGCAAGAUGGCGUGAAAAAUAUGGCUCCUCCUGAGCAGAUUUCCGAUCCUGAAGCAGAUCUGGAUGACUCUGAAAUACCUCGAAAGCCUAGCUUCAAUAUCGGACUAGAUCCACCCUCCGGAAAUGCGGAGGAACCUUCAGAGAUCGAGGGUAGUUUUGAGGUUCCUCAACUGAUUCUCGAGCUUCGAGGUGACCUGGUGAACUCGAUAUCUGAAGGCGACACGUUGGUACGGUUGAAGUUCCAAGACUUUGCCGUGUUCUACGAUAAAACCGAAUUGUACAAGAAUUCCAUCGAGAUCGCCCUCAAGAGUGUUCUCAUGGAGGAUCUUCAACUUGAUGAGGGGUCCAAGCAUCGUUUCCUCAUGAGCUCCUCAUUCAAGGAUCAAUCUCAGACAAAUUACAGGGGCUUUUCUCGUCCGGAUUACGGUCUAUCCACCUCGUGUCCCGAUUUCUGGUUCCACAAUGAUAUUCAUACUCAUGGCACGUCCUUACCCGACAAUCUAGACCCAAAGGUGGUCAUUGGUGCCGAAAAGCCUCACCCAAAAAUGAAACAUCGGAAGCGGCCUCAAAACUUGAAAAUUGAAAAUGACAACCCAUUGACCCCUCCACCAAGUGCCGUGUCCUCCAAAAAUUCGCCCAUUUUCAACGAUUUCAUCAAACGAGACCUGCAAAACGAGGACAAUCUGAUCCACAUCAAGGUGCUCAACAUUGACAAGCGUGGUCCGGAUUACUACAAGAAGUACAAGUGCACCAACCGCUUCGUGGACGUGAACUUCAACACCCUGGACAUCAUAUUCAAUCUCGAAACUUGGGUCAUGGUCCUGGAUUUCUUCGGAAUCGGAGCGGGUCCAAGCAAGGACACGAGUUCCGCUCCUCCAAUCACUCGCCGAGCUCAAGAAUACGAGCGCAGCAAGCGGACCAAAGAGUCAAAUACGACCCUAGAGGAGGACUUCAAUAUGGAGAUUAAUAUCAAGGUCAUACACCUCUCAUUGAUCCUCAACAAACCCGAAUAUGAAGUGGCCAGUGCUGGGGUGCGGAACUUCGUGUCCUGUCUGUAUUUCCGCGACGGAAACUUCUCCAUCGACGGGAAGUUAGAGCAGUUCUCGCUCAAGGAUCUCACUCCCCAUAACUCUCGAUAUAAGGAUCGAUUCCUCUCUCGGGGUGGAGAGCAAGUGCUCACUUUUCAUUUCUUCAAGUACACCCAAGAUGACGAGAAAUUGAGUCGACCCUAUGACGCCUCAUUGAAGCUCCGCAUGGCAUCCGUUACGUAUGUGCACACACAUCGAUUCUAUUCAGAGAUCCUGGUCUUCUUCAAUCAGUUCCAUGUUCAUCAGAGCGUCAUGAACAGUAUGCGAGAUGUAGCGGCUGGCGGUGCGGUCAAAGAUUUGGCGGGUCGAGGAACCCGCAUCAAACUAGACAUCGAGGCGGGAUCGCCAUUGAUUCUGUUACCCAUGAGCUCGAGCUCGUCCAAGAUCUUGUCAGUGGAUCUGGGCUUCUUGGAAAUCCGCAACACGUUCAAAUUCUCAGGGGAGGAAGGAACCAUCAGUCGAGAAACUUUGGCCUCCUGCACUUCCCAUGAGGUCCUGGGAAGACGAUCUCGAGGCACUUCCAAGACCUCGAGGUCAACCGCUCGAUCACCGGAUUCGUCCGGAGGGAGGUCGGCGAAUUCGCCCUUAAGAAGAAGACGACCCUCUUCUCGCCAGAGACGAAAAGACGAAGAGAGUUCGGCCCAGAUGAAAGUGAAAAAGUGCCUUUUGGAUGUGAUGAAUGUGCAUAUGAGAAAGGCCACACUCAGAACGGCCGAACGAUUGAGCGCCUUCACCGACGAUGACGCCUUGGCCAAAGAAGAUAUCCUGGUGGGUAGUUUCAUCGUUCGACCCCAAUCCAAGCCGCUUUUAAAGGAGACCUUCGAGCUCAAACUUCAGGUCGAACGGAAUCUGGACAAGGCCUUCUCCCAUCGAGUGCCGGACACAAGUGUCAAAGGGGUCUUGUCGAAGCUCCAUUUGGCCGUGGACCAGGAUCAAUACACCAUGAUUCGAGGGCUUUUAGCCUACAACUUUGGAGAGCCCCUGGACGAUCUCAACUUUGAAACAGCGGCGAGCGAGCAAAUCCAUCCUUUGUCCGGGCAAACUUGGACUGGCAUGUUCAUGGAAUUUGAACUGCAAGAUGUGAUUCUGGAUCUACUGCAACAUCAUGGGAACCCGAGUCGCAGUGUGCAAGAAUCCGGAUUAGCUCGAGUCAGUUUCAUUCAAUCCCGAUUGAUAUUUGAAGGUUCCAGUGAUUCCACUACCGAUGUCGAUCUCGUGUCCCAAGAGAUCCUCCUGAGUGAUUUGCGGUUUGCGGAUUAUCCGGCCAAUAAGAAAUCCAACGUUUUCUCGAAGAUCCUUUACCCCAUGGAAGUCGUCGAGAGACGGAAUCCGAUGCAAGCCGAGGUCCACUUCCGAGCUACACCCAAUUUCAACCAAUUCACGGUCCUACUGAACAAUAUGCGUCUCAUGUGCAUCUUCGAUUGGUGGAUCAAGGUCCUAGAUUUCAUCUCGAAGUCCACUCAAAAUCCAAGAACCUUCUUGGAGGAAAGAAAUCCAGAAUCGAAUGAAGUGACUGUGACCUCGAGUCAACCGACCAUAUCCAGAUCAUUUUUGGAUCAAGAACCAAUCUAUCCAACGGCAGGUGUGAUAUCGCGAAGAGCUCCAAUAGUCGAUUGUUCUGGACCGGUUUUUGAGCUGAAACUAAACAUCACCGAAUCCGAGACGAUCAUCGUGGCAGACUCAUCAAAAUCCGAUACCUCGACAGUGAUCCUCAGAUCCACCACGGUGGUGACUUACCGUCCAGACAUGGUGAACCGGCCUUUUUCGUGCAACCUGAACAAUGCUGAGGUGUUCUCAUGCAUUCUCGGACGAGAAGAAGAGUCAUCCCUAUCCAUCAUAGAUCCAGUCACCAUCAAUUUAGAUAUUGGCGCCCGUAAUGGUGGGGCUGGGACCAGCAAAGGUCUGGCCGAUUUCACCGGAAGCGUAGGGGACGAAAGGACGGCAGAAGUCCACCUGCAGCAGAUUAACAUUCGCUUGUCGUACAAUGAUUGGCUCAUGUUCAUGGCCAUCAUGGAUUCUUUUCCCAAACAAGCCCGUGAAGCUAUCUAUGGAAAGCAAGAAAGUCGCCGUGAUGGUUCCAACGACACCGAACCGUUCUUCCACGAACCCAUGAACGUUCAAUCUCAGAUUCAUCAACUGGCCAAUCUAGGAUUCCGACGUGAAGAUUGUGCCACGGCAUUGAAAGCGAAAAGGGGUCAAUUGAACGAAGCGGCUUUGUGGUUGAUCGAAAACGCUUCUUCCGAUUCGGGAUCGAAACGCAAAUUUCCCGACCACUCCUCAAAGAGCUCAACGGAGGCCUCAAACGAUGUCAGUUCAUACUUGGAUGGCUCGCCCAUCUCGUUCAGUUCGUUCGAGCUAAAGGCCAGUUCCGUGAAUAUUUGCAUCAUCGAUGACUGUAAAGAUGCAGAUGUACCAUUGCUUGAAACCACCCUGAGACAACUCCACCUGACCCAUGGUUUCGCGGGUAAAGGUAAGGCCUCAACCCAAGUGUCGGGCUCGUAUUACAAUCGGGCCCUGAGUGCUUGGGAGCCUUUUCUCGAGCCUUGGGCGGCCCAACUGACAUGGGAGCUCAAGAGAGUCGGGACCAACGGGCAGAAGUUGGCCAUGCACAUGACAACGUCUGAUAGCAUCAACUUCAACUUGACCUCGACCCUCGUGGAUCUGUACCAAGUCGUCAAAGAGAACUGGACCGAAGACCUUCAAAAGGCCAAUUCUCGCUUGGAAAACCUAAAGGCUCGAGGUCCAGAAUCUCGACAUCGAAUGGCGUUCGUGCCUUACGCUCUUAUCAAUAAUACGGGAUCCGUUUUGUGGUUCUGCACUCAAGCACGAAAUACGGGUACUCAAUUUGGUGCCAAUCAAUCCCGGGUGAGUCGAGGAUUCGAAGCCAAAUGGAUCCAAGUUGAGCCAGGCGAGACAGCUCAAUUCACAUUUGAGAACCGCGGGAAAUUGCGGCACACCCAUACCCAUGACGUCAAAAUCCACCAGGUCAUCAUCAAAGUUCACGGGUGGCUGGAAAUCAGCCCCGUGUCUGUAGAUCGAGUGGGCACUUAUUUCCGGAAAGCCAAGCCUAUUCCGGCGGCAGAUUCGGAUGAAGACUUGCCUCCAGCUCGGAUUGUUUGUGAUGUCAGGCUCGAAGGUUCCGCACGGAAGCUCAUUGCCGUGAGAUCGGCCUUGCAAGUCGCCAAUGUGCUCCCUCAUCCCAUGGAUCUGAAGCUCGAGACGUCUCUGAGUAAAAGCAAUGAUGUGCUUGAGAUCCAAUUGCAUCCCGGAGAGAUCCGCCCAAUUCCGUUAACUUAUGUGUGGUCAAGAAUCUACGCUAAACCGUCCACAGGAAAUGUGAGUCAAUGGCAGUAUUGUGAGGAGCCCGUCAAUUGGUUCAAAAUCAUGACCAAGCAGGACAACUCGUUGGAUGUCCGGACCAGCUCCAAGGUUUGGCGCCAACACAGCGAAAAGUACAGAUUUUGCGUGGCCAUUGAGCGGGAAAACUAUCCGAUUGAAAAUACAAUCAGAAGAACCUCUGAGGAGCGAAUCGCCCCCGCACCUUCCUCAUGGAUUCAACCCGCCCACAAGAUCUCCUUUGUCUCCCCCAUUGUCGUGGUCAACCUUCUCCCUUGCCAUCUCAUGCUCAAAAACAUGGUCGGGAACCUGGUGAAGAGCAACAUUGCUCCAGGCAAGGAGCACUUCCUACCUGUGGACAUUUCCCAACAAAUCGUGCUCCAUUUAUCCUUGGACCAAUAUCCCAAAGGAUCCGACCUCAUAGUCCCACCCAAUUCGUGUAACUUCGAGGCCAGGAUCAAGUUGACAGAUCAAGAGGAUCGCCCACUAUUCUUGCAAGUCCGUGUGAUCAUGGUCUAUCACGGGGCGGUCAAGAUCUCGGUAUACGCUCCCAUAUGGUUGGUCAAUAAAACUGGCAUACCGUUGAUCUUCAAGCAGGAGGGUUCUAGCAGUGAGGCUGCAGGUCAGGAUGUGGAGCAUGAAGUUGGCCGAAUGGGUGCUCCAUUGCUGUUUUCAUUCCUUGAGAGAGAAGGAAACCACGCCAUCAUGAUCCGAGUGGGCAAAGACCUUCACCCUCAAGGCAAGACCACGUGGUGCAAGCAUUUCUACAUUCAACUUGGCGCCCGAGUAAGAAAAUUGCGGGUGAUUCCCCCGGAUCAAAGGGCCGAAUGGGUCUACAUCAUCGGGAUUGAGGUGCGAUUAGGCAAAGGACGAUAUCGAGACACGUUCAUUGUCACAUUGGCGCCUCGUUUCCAAAUUCAUAAUCAAACCCAGUACACGAUCCUACUAGCCCAGAAACGCUAUGCCGCCACGUUCACGGACCUGGAAGCCAAGGCAACUCAUCUGGAGGCCAUGCCUAAUGCCACGCUGUCGUUUCAUUGGCCUCGAUUGGACAUGGAACAGCUCCUAUGCAUCAGACUCAUCGAAAUGAAAGACGGUCAAUGGUCGGGAGGGUUUUUCAUAGAGGGCGUCAACUCGUUUCAUGUCUCCAUACGCGACAACAACAAUCUCUGCGUCUUCAUUCGCGUUGAGAUUGGGUUGAUUGGGGCUACAUAUUCCAUCAUUUUCGCGGAUUCGGGCAAUUUUCCUCCACCCUUUCGGAUCGAUAACUUCUCGGAGGUGUCCAUUACCUAUUAUCAGAAUGGGAUCCAUGGACAGGGUAUGCAUCAGUGUGCCAAACCCCGACAUUCUCUCCCCUAUGCCUGGGAUGAGCCCACUUUGCCUCCGGAACUCACGAUCGUCCCCCCGGGUGGAGUGACUUACAAUUUCAACAUGAACCUUAUCGGAAACGGCUGUCAAGUGACCUAUGAGAACUUCAUCUACAUCGCCAUGUCGGGAACGUUUCAAAAAUCUCCGCGUAAUCCCAGAUCCACAGACGGCUCCGAUGUAGAGUCGAUGGAACUCGUGCUCGAUGUGGAGGGUACCAAGGUGAUUUUGGCCAAGAAAGAGGCUGGCAAGCGAUCGCAGUUGUGGCGUAUGACUUCCCAAGGCUUGCUUCAACACGAGGGGAGCUCUGCACCUCAAGAUCCCAAGAAGUCCCCGGAGGUGACCAUGAGGAAUAUCCUAGUCCUGGAUAUUAGCGGACAUGCCGUCCAGCCCAAGCAUUGUGUGCCGUUAAUGCUACGAAAACCGGAUGAAAGGAGAAAAUUAACACAGUAUUGGCGAUUCACCAAGGACGGGCGCAUGAUGUGCGAUCACCAUGGACUUUAUGUACAAGCUCAAGAUGGGUUUUUGGGCCUUCAGCAAGGGAACAACGUUGUUCUUGGCCCGCCAUCAUCUGUCUGUUAUACUCGAAACCCAAAUGGAAUCCCCUUGGAACAAGCCAUCGAUCGGCACCGGCUACGCCCAGGAUCCGGAUUCCUGUCCGUGAAAGUGACCACCGAUGGUCCCACGCGAGUCCUAGAAAUUACGGAUGAGAAGCAAAAUCGGGUUUACGCCCAAUUGGAGGAGCGAGAUUGGCAACUGAUCCAAGAAAACGAACGUCCCACACUGAUCGUGCCUGGAAAUAUUCCCAGAAAAGACAGCCGUCAAGAAGCCUCGCAAGGACGCGAAUUUCAGAUCGUGAUCGAGGCCAAGAAGGGCGUUGGAUUGAGCCUGGUAUGUCGGAACCCGCCUGAGGAGCUCCUUUACGCCUUUAUGACCAAUGUGGUGGUCGACUAUCAAUCCUCGUGCCUCCAAACGGUUCUGGACGGGAGUGUGCAACAUAUCCAGAUCGAUAAUCAAUUGCAUAGUGCGCAGAUUCCGAUUCUAUUGUAUUUGUCUCCCAUGAGCAAGAAUGAUGAUCAUCGACAUUUACCGGCCAUUCACUUCACCUCCAAAAAGUCCUUAAGUAAAACGGAGAACGCUGUCAUCUACAAACAUCUGAUGGUCACGGUCAGGAAUAUGACUAUCAAUCUCGAGGAGGAGCUUUUAUGCCGAGUGCUCAAGUUUGCCGGAAUCACUCGAUCUGACUUGGAAAUGGAACGCUUGGACGAAUCCGCCUCGGAAGCUCAAAGAGCGUUGAUCGCUUCCACAACGAGUGCCACACGAUACUAUUUUGGCACAUUGAAGCUCGCCUUGAAUCAGGUCAAGCUGAGUGUGAUCAAAUCGAACAAACUCGCACCGGAUCUGCAAGCUGUGAAACGGAAAUUGGGGCUCUCACUCAUCACCUUUGAGGACGCCAAUAUCGAAUUGGACCCUUUCGUGUUGGUCCAUCCUUUCGAAACGAUCAACUUCCUCACCAAUAGAGUGAUCAAGCACUAUCAGGAUGAGCUCUUGUCUCAAGCUGUGCUGAUAUUAGGAUCCACGGAUUUCUUGGGCAAUCCAUUAGGAUUCCUCAACGAUCUCACCGAGGGCGUCUCCGGACUAGUCAUCGACGGCAAUGUGACCGGAUUGAUUCGAAACGUAGCCCACGGAGCGGCCAACUCCGCGGCCAAAGUGACGGGAACCCUGUCCAGUGGUCUGAGUCGGGUCACUUUGGAGGAAAGGUACGAUGAGCGACGUCUCAUGAUCCGUAGGAAGAAAGGUGAACGGGGUAAGGAGCAUCUCGUGGCUGGCCUCAAAGGAUUUGGGUUCGGAAUGCUCGGUGGUCUGACUUCCGUGGUGACUGAGACGUACGAUGGAGUAGCCAAUGACGGCAUCACCGGCCUGUUCACUGGUUUGGGAUGGGGUUUGAUUGGGACCAUCAGCAAACCAGCCAUCGGAGUUCUAGAUCUGGCAACGGGAGCCGCUACGGCUGUUCGGGAAUCGAGUAAGAGCGCGUUCAAACAAUUACCUCCAAAAAUUAGACCCGCCCGGGUGGUCGUAGGACCAGGAGGUUCCAUGCCCGUCUACUCAGAGUUCGACGCCCAAGGACAAGAGCUCAUGUACCGUUUAUGUUUAAACGGCCGAGAUGACUUCGAGACGUACGUGGCGCACCAAAUCCUGACCCCUGGCGACGAAGACCUCCAAAUCAUGAUCACCAGUGAUCGCGUGAUCGUGUUCAGUUGCCCGGGCAAUAGUCGCGAUGCCAAGAUAUUACUGAUCGUCUCUCUCUCCCAAUUGUGUCACGCCCGGGCCGUGGUUGAAACCAAAGACACCAAGGACAAGCAUUACAUCGAGAUGAAAAUCGCCAAUCAAACCAUCGACCCCAGUGAAUCCAUGUUCAUGGAUGAUGGAGACUCGAAACGGCCACAAGUCUUUUGUGCCAGCGAUAAAUUGGCGGCGGCAGUCUCCCAACAGAUCAAUUACGCCAAGGUCAUGUUCGAGGAGAGAAUUCAAGCUGUGAUUGAAGACGUCAACUUGGACGAACAAUAACCUAAACAUGAAGUGCUUUUUGUCAGAGAAUGAACAUUAGUGUUGUAACAAAUUCUGUCUACGUAUGUUGACAUAUAUUCAUCAUUUAUCCCACUA
Tigriopus californicus is the source of this 13794-nucleotide messenger RNA. It is a transcript of the gene Vps13D, whose product is annotated as intermembrane lipid transfer protein VPS13D-like. The transcript is spliced from 10 exons. Gene Ontology annotation, molecular function: protein binding. Lineage: Eukaryota; Metazoa; Arthropoda; Copepoda; Harpacticoida; Harpacticidae. The record is from RefSeq and is a predicted model, not a curated record. Bases 187 to 13698 code for a protein of 4503 amino acids. Gene Ontology annotation, cellular component: extrinsic component of membrane. Gene Ontology annotation, biological process: mitochondrion organization; protein targeting to vacuole; protein retention in Golgi apparatus.